UCUUACACUGUCUUUUUCAGUUGUUCUCAAUCAGAGGAAGAAGCAGUGCCAGGCCCCCACACUCUCUCCUGGUUCAUUAAGGCUUUUCCCCCAGGCUCCUUCAGCAGAUAUCAUGGCAAUGGAUCAGGGACCUUAUCCUGUAGGAUCACCCCCACCGUACAACCCGGUAGUCUCUCAACCUCAGCAACCCAAUGUAAAUGUCGCCGUCACAUCGCAACAAACCGUUCAACAACAACCACCUGUUUACCAGCAACCUCAAGUUGUGCAGCCAGUCUUUCAGCCUCAGCCUCAGCCUCAACCUCAGCCUCAGCCUCAGCCUCAGCCUCAGCCUGCCACCCAACCCAAUAUAAAUAUCAACCUCACAUCUCAACAAACUACUCAACAACCCGUUCAACAACAAGUUCAACAACAAGUUCAAGCACCUGUUUACCAGCAAGUUCAAGUUGUGCAGCCCGUGAACCAAGGGGUGGUGAUGAUGCAGCCAAAAUUCACUGACUCUUCUAGACAGAUGACUUGUCUCAACUGCCGAAACACUGUUAUGACUCAGCUCAGGUACACCAAUGGUUUGUACGCCUGGCUGCUCUGUGGCGUGAUGGGAGUCUUCGGGUUAUUGCCUUGCAUGUUCAUUCCUUUCUGCGUGGAUUCAUGCAAAGAUGUGGAGCAUUCCUGCCCCAGCUGUGGCCACGUCGUGCACGUUCAUAGACGCAUUUGAAACAACUCUGCUGAAGCAACAACAAAGGGACAAAGGGACUAAAUUAAAAUCUGUACAAACCACCUUUUACAUCUUCCGCUAGACCCACCUCUUCAGACUAUACCUAAAAAACAAAAAAACACAAAACAAAUUGUAGCACUUUAAUUUUACUUGUAAUGCACUUCUUGUUUCUUGUUCUUCUUGGUUUCCUUCUUCUGGGUAUCCUUCUGUUUAAAGCUGGAUUUUGAUUCUGAUCUACUUGUUCCAUUAAAUUACCCAAUUAAUAAAAUUGCAAUUGA
Messenger RNA from Pungitius pungitius (ninespine stickleback), 990 nucleotides. RefSeq names its product lipopolysaccharide-induced tumor necrosis factor-alpha factor homolog. The record is from RefSeq and is a predicted model, not a curated record. Gene Ontology annotation, cellular component: cytoplasmic side of late endosome membrane; nucleus; cytoplasmic side of lysosomal membrane. NCBI's taxonomy places the organism in Eukaryota, Metazoa, Chordata, Actinopteri, Perciformes, Gasterosteidae. Gene Ontology annotation, molecular function: zinc ion binding. The transcript is spliced from 5 exons. The coding region runs from base 113 to 712 and encodes 199 amino acids.